CGCCCGACCCCAACCUUGCCCCCAAACCUACGGGCGCGCAGGGGAUAGAGAAGAGGAGGGCGGUGUUGGUGUCGUCGGUGGCGGGGGUGAGCUGCGCCGCGUGCGCCGGGUCCGUGGAGAAGGCCGUAAAGCGCCUUCCGGCGAUCCAGGGCGACGCCGCCGCCGACGUCCUCGUAAACGGCGCCCGGCGAGAUCGGCGUCGGUUCCGCCUCGUGAGGUACGAGGAGCUCGGCGACAACCAAUUCACCAUCGACCGCUACCUAUCCGCGACGACCUCCUCAGCGCCUUCUCCUGGCACAACGACACCCUCAACGUGCGGACGUACGCGUUUGGGAGGGUUUUUGGUGUUCCUGUGGCUCGCGGUGGCAGGGACGAGGGAGGCGAUCGACGGUUUUUGGUGUUCUCUGGAGCGCCGCGUUCCCAGCUCGUCAGCAUCGCACGCCGCACCCGCUGCGGAAGCCGGGUUCGGCGUCAUAGCAGAAAUGAAAGGCAUGUCGAAUUUCUCGAACCAGUAAGGAGUAGGGACAGUCCCCACACAGAAACUGAAGAAACCAGCUGGAGUACGAAACCUAAAUAAGAAUAUUGGUAAUCAAAGUGAAACAGCUCCAACAAGAGUCGACACAAAUUUAGCUUCCAAACAGGCCAUGAGAGAAGAAUUAGAGGUUGUCAUGAGCGGCAUCCCGUUCCACCAUCACAACAAUGUGGAUAACCAAAGUAGUAAGAAGAAGAACAAAAGGAAGAGGAAGAAAGUAGAGGAGGAAGAGGAAAAGGAGAUAGUGAAGAAGGAGAAAUCGACGGUGAGCAUCGCAGUUGCUGCCUCCAUCAUCGACAACACUCAAUCCCUCGAACUUGCCACCCGCCUGGCAGGUCAAGUUGCUCGUGCCGCCACCAUCUUCUGCAUCGAUGAGGUGGUGGUAUUUGAUAACCAAGCUACACCAGAUGAUGAUUCUAUACCUACAGUAAUGAAGAACGGCAAUGAGGAUGAGAGCAGUGCGCAUUUUCUUGUGAGGAUUUUGCGGUACUUGGAUACACCACAAUAUCUUAGGCGUAGGCUCUUUCCAAUGCACAAAAGCUUACGGUUUGUGGGCCUACUUCCCCCUCUUGAUGCUCCUCACCAUGUGCGCAAGCAUGAAUGGUCUCUGUAUCGUGAAGGUGUGACAUUGGAUGAGAGUUGUGCAGAGGGCACCCUUGUGGAUGUUGGUUUAAGUAAGAAUGUUGUGGUUGAGCAAGUCAUUGAACCUGGAAAGCGGGUAACCGUAGCUAUGGGGACCAAUCGUAAUAUUGGAACAGCUUGUUUGCGAAAAGUUGUCUCACCAUCCAGUCCAAAAGAAGAAAUGGGAAUGUACCGGGGUUAUAAAGUUCGAUAUGCUUCAAGUUUAAGUACUGUUUUCAAUAGUUCACCAUUCAAGGGUGGAUAUGAUCAUAUUAUUGGUACUUCAGAGCAUGGCCAUGUAAUUAAUUCAUCAGAGCUUGUUAUACCUUCAUUUAGGCACCUUCUGAUUGCUUUUGGUGGACUUGGCGGUUUGGAAGAGAGCAUUGAAGAAGAUAGCAAUUUGAAGGGAAAACGCGUUUAUGAUGUAUUUAGUGCGUACCUGAAUACAUGUCCUCAUCAAGGAAGCAGAACCAUUAGGACUGAGGAGGCUAUUUUAAUCUCCCUCCAAUACUUUCAAGAUCCAAUAAUGCGAGCGGAGCAACAAUCGAAAAGAAAGUAGCUUCCUUUAUAAUGUGAAAACAACAUCGACAUAUACGCGAUAACCUGGCCCUCCAGCUUAUGAAUUUUUGGGCAAGAAUAGUCAUCCGGAGGAAUUUCUUGAUCCUGCAAGUAUUAUGGGAUGUGCUACAAGGUGAAUGUUCUAGUGCUAGAAGUUUUCUUUAUCCAAUGUUCUUAACAAGGGAUGCUUUGACUUGGGACUGGGGAUGUAACCAAUCUGUAUAACCAAGUUAUAUUAAAUACGCUCUUAUUUGUUAACAGUUACUCUGUUUUAGUAAAGUGGUAUAAACUCAACAAAGAUUUUAGUAUCGGACCAAAGUGGAAAAAAGGACCUUCGCUA
Ananas comosus (pineapple) is the source of this 2051-nucleotide messenger RNA. RefSeq names its product putative methyltransferase C9orf114. The transcript has 13 exons. Lineage: Eukaryota; Viridiplantae; Streptophyta; Magnoliopsida; Poales; Bromeliaceae. Bases 645 to 1712 code for a protein of 355 amino acids. The record is from RefSeq and is a predicted model, not a curated record.